Messenger RNA from Culex pipiens pallens (northern house mosquito), 1690 nucleotides. RefSeq names its product juvenile hormone esterase-like. Lineage: Eukaryota; Metazoa; Arthropoda; Insecta; Diptera; Culicidae. The record is from RefSeq and is a predicted model, not a curated record. The transcript is spliced from 3 exons. The coding region runs from base 8 to 1639 and encodes 543 amino acids.
CAUCAAGAUGUGGCUUCUAAUAGUUUGCUUUAUUUUCAUUUGCUCUAAAAUCGCCUCAGUUUCGCCACUUUGUGACGUCAAUUUUCCUAAAAAUAUUUCUGGAGUUGGCAUCCAGAGCUCAACCUUCAAUAACUUUACCUACUGCCAAUACCUUGGAGUUCCGUACGCAACAGCUCAACGAUUUCAAGAACCCGUUCUUCACCAACCAAGCGAUCGCGAAGACUACUCCCAACUGGGCAGCGUUUGUCCUCAAAUGAAUGACUUCAACUACCCCACUGCGAUUAUUGGCAGCGAGGACUGCUUGUUUUUGAACGUCUACACUCCAGAAGUUCUGAUCGGACAAUCGUUCCCAGUCCUCGUGUUCAUCCACGGAGGAAGCUUCACCAUUGGAUCCGCUACCUUCGACGUUGGAGGUGUCGAUUUGCUGAUGGAGAAUAAAAUCAUCGUCGUAACCAUGAACUACCGUCUGGACGUGCUGGGAUUCCUGCGCUAUCCAAAGUUCAACAUCACCGGAAAUUACGGCCUGAAAGAUCAGCACGCUGCCCUGAAGUGGAUCAACCGGUACAUCGAGUUCUUCGGGGGAGAUCCCAAUCGAGUCACUCUUAUGGGACAAAGUGCCGGUGCAUCCUCGGUCGGUUAUCACUUGUAUUCGGAUCGAUCAAUGGGACUCUUCCAACAGGCAGCUCUGCUAAGUGGAUCACUUCUUUCGCUGUGGGCUUACUCUUAUCGGGCGGAGUUCGUUGCUGAAGUUUACUUAAACAAUCUUGGAAUCACUUCACGCAAGCAGUUGGUUGAUCGAAACUUUAAAGAUUUGUUCUUCCUCAAUCGCACAUCAAAAUUUAUUGGUGGACGUUGGAUGCCUACUGCUGAAGCUGACGAUGAUCCAGAUCCCUUUCUAACAUCUACGCCCCAAGAGUUGGUUUUGAGAAAGCGUCCACUUGAUAUACCCCUACUGGUGGGUGUAACAUUGACUGAGUUUGAACUGAUGAGGAUUCCAAACGUUCAAAAACUCAACCUAGAUAAGUUCAAUGUGCCAAAUAGAUUCAACGAAACCGUCUGGAUUCUUAUCGACAAUUUCACGGAACGUAUAAUCGACUCAUUAAAAGGUGACGGACUCAUCAACAAGAGAGAAGACUUUAUAAGAAAAGCAGUAAAUGACAUCAAAACGAACUUUCCAGUUGAAAACUUUCUCAACGCAACAAUUUCAAAAGGACACUCCUUACCAAUCUACGCUUAUCGCUUCGAUUUCGAUGGCAAGUUUGGUCGCUACAAGAACGACCACUUCAAGCCGGGAAUAGAUAUCCGACGGUACGGGGCCGUUCAUGGUGAUGAUUUGAGCUACAUUUUCACCCCCUACAACGUGGAUGAUGCGCUGAAGAACAGAGAUGAGUUUCGGAAUGAGUGGUUCAUGUAUCAACAGAUGUCGGAAAUUGUGGCUAAUUUUGUAAAAUUUGGAAACCCAUCGCUGAAGGAUUUCGAUUGGAAAACUUACAAUGCUGAAACGGGACAGAAGCAGUUUGCACGAAUCGAUGGAAAUCUUGAGAUGAAAUCAAACUCCUUAAUGGAACCAAGUUAUUACAGUUUUUGUAAAAGUUUGUACGACUGUCUAUAUCUCUUCAACUGUUCGUCAAUGGAAUAACUUUAAAAUUGUAAGCUUAUUUACUAACUUUUAAUAAACUGUAUGUUUAAG